Molecule: messenger RNA, 1201 nt
Organism: Mytilus californianus (California mussel)
Lineage: Eukaryota; Metazoa; Mollusca; Bivalvia; Mytilida; Mytilidae
Product: 5-hydroxytryptamine receptor 4-like
Exons: 1
Coding region: 42-1052 (336 amino acids)
Biological process (GO): adenylate cyclase-activating adrenergic receptor signaling pathway
Cellular component (GO): membrane
Molecular function (GO): G protein-coupled receptor activity
Source: RefSeq, a predicted model, not a curated record
UAGUGUGAUUUAAAACAGUAUUUGAAGAAUAUAAACCAGACAUGAACAACGUAACUUGCGCAAAUACCACAUUUGACAAAUUAGUUACAGAAGAUAUAGUGUUGAUUAUAUUUUUGUCGUGUUUUCCUUGUAUAACUAUUGCGGGAAAUAUUUUAGUUAUAUUUACUGUACUAAAACGCCAUAAAUUUAGACAAAAGGCCAAUGUCUUCGUCGUUUCAUUGGCAGUAACAGACAUAGCUGUUGCGAUCUUUGUGAUGUCAUUUUCAAUUCUACAACAGUUCGGAAAUAUGUCUUGGCUUACCUUAAGAUCGGUGUGCUUGUUGUCGUUUAGUUUAGAUGUCAUGUUUACAAGUACAUCUAUUCUCCAUCUUAUGUGUAUGACCGUUGAUAGAUACAUAGCUAUUUGUUUACCAUUUAGAUAUCAUAAUUUAAUGUGUAAUCGUUCUGUGACAGCUUUACUCAUCAUAUGUUGGAUACUUCCAGUUGUUAUUUCAUUUGGUUUGAUCUUCGGAGAAGUGCAUAAUAUUGGAAUACAAACAAUAACAAAAUGUCCGAACACAUGUAUGUUUUUGGUCAAUAUUUACUAUGCUGUUAUAUGCAGUACUGCAGUUUUUUAUAUACCGUCUGUUUUUAUGUUAGUUUGCAAUCUGAAGAUUUUGCGUAAUGUUCGAAAAAAUCGAAGGAAUUUGUGCAAACUUAGUAAAUGUAUUUUACAACAAAACGAAAUAUUGAUGAAGAGAGAAGUUAAAGUGGCUCGAACCAUUGCAACUAUGUUAAGUUGCUUCUUUCUUUGUUGGCUGCCAUUCUUCGUAUUGAACAUAGUAGACCCAUUGAUUAAUUAUAAAGCAGGAGAAACUACCGUACUAGUGAUAACGUGGCUUGGAUAUAUGAAUUCAACUAUUAAUCCUUACUUAUAUUAUUUUUUGAACAGACCACCAUGUAAAAACGCUUGCAACAUAAAACUAUGUUGCUUGGGAUCAUUGUGUAAAAGAAAGCGAAAUGUAUAUGUAAUGCAACAUUUGAAUAUACAAUCCUUAACACAUGGGUUUUAGAUUUGGAACCUUCAUUUUAUGGAAAAUUAGUGUUAAUGCUAAGUAGGUAAGUGUGUAUGAAGCAUGAACGAGAGUUGUGCUGAACAUUUUAGAACAAAUCUUUAUAAAAACUAUUAAUACUUUCAUUCAGUGUUUUUUUUUUACAUAGA